GAAAUUUUGACUGUGACUGAAGUAUUUCUGUUUCCAGGUUUUUGCAUAAGUUACAUCGUGUUUCUAGAAGGAAAAAAAUAAUUGUCAGUUACGUUGCAAAGUUAUAAUUGCAAAAAAAGGGCGAUAGAUUGCUAAGUUAUUAUUAUUUUUUAUCAAAAUGUCAGAAGAAGAUUGGGAUACUGUCACAUACUUGCGCAAGAAGCCACCAAAAGCAAGUCAACUGCGUUCCCAGCAGGCAAUUAAUGCUGCUCAACGACAAGGUUUGGCCAUUGAAACCACCAAAAAAUUUAAUGCUGCUACUAAUAAGCAACAUUUGACAACUUUGAAUACUUCAAAAUUAGAUAAAGAAACAGAACAGCUGCAUCACGAGACAGUUGGAUUGGAUGUUGGACGUCUUAUACAGCAAGGAAGGCAAAAUAAAGGUUUAACACAAAAAGAUCUUGCUACGAGAAUCAACGAAAAACCUCAAGUGAUUAAUGACUAUGAAGCUGGAAGAGCUGUGCCUAAUCAGCAGAUUCUUACAAAAAUAGAAAGAGUCAUAGGUUUAAGACUGAGAGGAAAAGAAAAAGGCCUGCCUUUGGAGGCAAAACCUCCUAAGAAGAAAUGACAUGUUUUCAUCCAGCUUUGACAGAUAUACUCUACUGUCUCAGAUUUUUUACUAUUUGUACAUUUUUACUUUCUGUGUGGUAAAUGGACAUGUCUUGCAUUGCAAGCGAUCAUUUUUUUUCUUCUAUUCUUUCUUUUUAAAUAUUAAGUUGCUUCCUACUGGUUUGAUGUUUCCAAAUUACAAUUUUAACAAGAUAUUGUUUUAUUAUAAUUUUUAUUAGAGAUUUCUCUCAGAUUUAGUGCUGUGUAAUUGAUUUUGCUCUUUUUUUUUACUACAGCAAUUAAUAAUUUGAAGCUAAGUAUUAAUUCAGUAACUUUAAUUGCUUGCCAGUUCAUGUUUUUCAAGUAAAAAUAAAAAUGUGUUUUUAUUUGAAGUUUCCACUUUAGCUUAUAUGUUCAGUCAUUGAUUAAAAUGCUCUAAAAGUAAAUAAGAGUAUAUAUUUUUUUCAUAAGAGUUUAACAUGAAGAAAAAUUGGACUAUUCUUUUUUUAGAAAAAUUCUGUUUACAACACUUUUUCAAUUUAAAAAGAUGUUAAAAUAUUUUCAAAUAAUGAAUUGUUUAAUAAAAUAAUUCUUGCACAUCUUCCAUAUGCAAAUUAUAUUUGUCCAAACAUCCACCUUGUAGAAUUGCAAGGAUAGUUAGAAUUAUUCAUGUAAUUCAUCUGUAAAGUACUACCAGUUAAAUGGUUAUUAGUAUCUGCCAAUGGCCUACGCAAUUUAAAUUUUACAGAUACCUCAGUAAAUUAUUUUAUAUUGUAGUUUUUCCUAUUUGUCAGAUUGUGUGUUAAAGAUCAUUACAUCUGUGAAAUAUUGUUGACUUUUGCAGCAUGUUAAAAAUAUGAAAUGAAAUGGCAGUAUUUAGCAACUGUAUGUUAAAUCAUUACAUCUAUGCAAAAAUUGUUUAUAUUUGCUGUAUGUAAAAGUAUGAACUAACUUUGCAGUGUUAAGCAUUUAAAAAAAUAUUACUAGUUAAGAUUUUCUGGUAAAAAGAUGGAUGGAAUUUUAGGAUUAUAUACUUAAAUUAUUAGUUCAGAAGUUUAUAAAUGUGAUGCAAGUUGCUGAGUUUGAAAUUAGUUUGAUAUAGUGUUUCAUCUAUUUGGUUUUUUUUUUAAUACUUUUCACUAUUCCUUUACAAGGAGCAAUAAUAAUCUUAAGUAAUAGCAUUUUAUUUCCUGCAGUUCGAAUCUGUUAUCAGUUUUGUUUCAUGCAACUGGUCUGUUCAUUCUGCUAUCUCAAAUCUGUACAAAAACGAGUCGUAUAGUGAAAUAAAGUUGGUUCAUGUCAAA
This is a messenger RNA of Argiope bruennichi, 1892 nucleotides long. It is a transcript of the gene mbf1, whose product is annotated as endothelial differentiation-related factor 1-like. Gene Ontology annotation, molecular function: DNA binding. The record is from RefSeq and is a predicted model, not a curated record. Gene Ontology annotation, cellular component: nucleus. Bases 158 to 607 code for a protein of 149 amino acids. The transcript is spliced from 5 exons. Lineage: Eukaryota; Metazoa; Arthropoda; Arachnida; Araneae; Araneidae.